This is a messenger RNA of Notodromas monacha, 287 nucleotides long. NCBI's taxonomy places the organism in Eukaryota, Metazoa, Arthropoda, Ostracoda, Podocopida, Cyprididae. The record is from the annotation of a GenBank genome assembly.
CCUCUGGGAGCAUGAAUCGUUACGUCACCAUCAAGAAGCUGGGGGAUGGGUCCUAUGGCGAAGUGGUUUUGGGGCAACGGGUUGACACCGGGGAACGGGUCGCCAUUAAAAAAAUGAAGAAGAAAUAUUAUUCGUGGGACGAGGCAAUGAAUCUGAAGGAGGUGAAGAGUCUCAAGAAACUCAGUCAUCCCAACGUCGUGAAACUCAAGGAAGUCAUCAGAGAGAAUGACACAUUAUAUUUUGUGUUCGAGUACAUGCGUGAGAACUUGUACCAGCUCAUGAAGUCC